Molecule: messenger RNA, 2638 nt
Organism: Dermatophagoides farinae (American house dust mite)
Lineage: Eukaryota; Metazoa; Arthropoda; Arachnida; Sarcoptiformes; Pyroglyphidae
Product: monocarboxylate transporter 14
Biological process (GO): transmembrane transport; monocarboxylic acid transport
Molecular function (GO): monocarboxylic acid transmembrane transporter activity
Source: RefSeq, a predicted model, not a curated record
GGUGUUGAUCUGUUCGGUAAGCAGCAGCAGUCUAUCUUUGUAUCUCCAUCGAUGAAAAGCAUCAAAUUUUCAUAAAUCAUUGAAUUGAAUUGAAUCGAAAUAAACCUUGAAUAGAAAAGAAACCACGUUUGGUUCGAUGCGGACAAAUUGGUUUCAAAUGAAGAAAUUGUUUGUUCUUUCAUAGUCAUUAACAAAAUAAAAAAAACAUAUAUUUUCAAAGUUAUGAUAACCUGCUUAUUGUUCAACAAAGAAAACCAUUUCAUCUUUCAUUACGAUAAAUCAAUCAACAAGUGAAAAUUUACAAUAAAGAACAUCAAACAAAUCAAAAUUUUUUUCAUUCAAACAUGGAACAAUCAUUGUCCGUAAAAAAGCCUGUCGAUAAUCAGCCAAUAAAUGGUCGACCACAUUUACAAUCACUCAAAGUGUCUACAUUAAUUGAUUCAAAUAAUGAUCUACAAUUUCCUAUAUCAUCACCAACAUAUAAAUCACCUAUGAAUGGAAUUCCUGAUACAAAUAUCAUGGUCAGCAGUCAAAGUUUCAACAAAGAUUUAGAACAACAAUAUAGAUUAUCAUCGGCCGAUGAUGAUUCUCCUAUUGAUGGUGGUUUUGGUUGGGUUGUUGUUUUCGCAUCGUUCAUGUGCAAUGUUAUCGUUGAUGGAAUAAUUUUUUCAUUCGGUAUUCUACUGCCAGAGAUCUCUGCUGAGUUUAAUGAAAAUAAGGCUACUACCGCUUGGAUCGGAUCAUUACAGACUGGCUUAUAUUUGAUUGUCGGACCACUUGUAAGUGCAUUAGCUUUAAGAUAUGAUUGCCGUAAAAUUACAGCCGUUGGCAGUGUUUUGGCUGCAAUCGGUUUCGUUCUUUCAUAUUUCGGAACCAAUGUUCUCACACUUUAUGUUACUUUUGGUAUACUCGGAGGAAUAGGAUUCGGCUUUAUUUUCCUGCCUGCAAUCGUAACUGUUGGUUAUUAUUUUGAAAAGAAACGAGCAUUUGCCACUGGAAUCGCUGUCUGUGGUUCAGGUAUCGGUAUGUUUAUCAUGGCACCAAUCAUGCAUUUUCUUGUCGAACAUUUCGGCUGGCGUGUCAGUGUAUUAAUUUUGGCUGUAAUCACAUUAUUCUGUGCUGGUUUCGGUUCAUUUUUUCGACCACUAAAAUAUGAUCCAAGAACGGAUGAAGAAGUACCACCACCAGGAGCCAUUCAACCGAAACCAUUGUUGAUGCGAAUCAAAGAAGCUCGUGCUGCUGCUUGGGCUCGUUCCGAAGAAGAAUUGAGUGAAGAAUCACCAACCAGUAGCCAGAAUAGUGCACCACCUCCUUAUUCCGAAAUUUUGGAAGUAGUAAGAACGCCCACUGAAGAUAAAAUUGUUUCUUUUUCGAGGAAUAGUCUGUUUCAAGCUUCAAUUGAAAAUCGUAAACGUGCGAGAAGCACAAUAGAAGCUGUUGGAUCCCGUAAUAAUCUUCAAGCUGCUAAAAAAAUUCCUUCACCACGAGAUGAGAUGCUUUAUAGUAAUCUAAGUCUUGUGGUUAUACCUCAGAGUCGUUCGUACGCUAAUCUUCGUUCACAAUCAAUGGGAACCAUUACUAAAAGUGGUGAGCAAAUGAAUGAACCGAGCUUUUGUUCUGGUUUUGAUUUAUCGCUACUGAAAAGGCCAUCAUUCGUUUUAUUGGCAUUGAGUGGAUUCCUUUGUUUGGUUGGAUUUUUCAUUCCUUUUAUCUAUCUUAGUGACAGAGCUAAACUUCUUGGUUGUUCACCAGAUAAAUGUGCAUUCAUAUUAUCAAUUAUUGGCAUUGCCAACACUGUUGGACGUGUACUUUGUGGUUGGGCAGCUGAUUCUCGUGUAAAUGCAUUACUUUUGAACAAUAUUGCUUUGACUGUCGGCGGCAUCGCCACCAUCAUUUCACCGAUCGUGUUCAAUUCAUAUUAUUCGUUAAUAUUUUAUGGUUCAAUUUUCGGUGUUUCAGUUGCAUCAUUUGCUACAUUACGUUCUGUGAUUACGGCCGAACUUUUAGGUCUGGAAAAAUUGACCAGUGCAUUUGGAUUAUUAUUGCUAUUUCAAGGUUUAGCUGUUACCAUUGGCUCACCAAUUGCCGGCUGGUUUUUCGAUAUUACUGGCUCCUAUGAUUAUUCUUUUUAUUUAUCCGGAAUAGCCAUUACAUUAUCGGGAAUAAUGUGUUAUCCAUUGAAUGCUAUUGCUGCAUGGGAAAAAAGAUUUUUCGGUGAAAAAGAACAACAAAAUGUCAACACUAUAUCGACAAACACGGAUGAUGAUAAAAUUUAAUUCUGGAUUUAUAAAUGGAUAAUUCAAAAAAAUUUUUUUUUUUAAAUUACAUUUACUACAUCAUAUACUGAUGAUUGAAUCAUUUAAAAUGAUAAAAUUUAUAAUUAUAUAAAAAAUUUGAAAAAUAAAUCAUUUAAUUAAAUAUAUAAAAAAAACAAUCAUCGAUUUCUAAAAAAAAAAUGUUUUUUAAAUGGAAUCGAAUAUUAAAAAGAUAGAAUAUAAAAAGCAUAUAGUAUAUUGAUAUCCAGUGAAAAAAAAAAUUGACAAAAAUGCUGCUUUUCGAAGUGAAACCAUUCAAACAAUUCUAGUCUUCUUGUGCACAGUGGAACAAUUUUUGAAUGUACAUGGUAAAAGAAUCUAUU